Bicyclus anynana (squinting bush brown) is the source of this 5006-nucleotide messenger RNA. RefSeq lists its product as uncharacterized. Gene Ontology annotation, cellular component: plasma membrane. The transcript is spliced from 9 exons. Bases 379 to 2613 code for a protein of 744 amino acids. Gene Ontology annotation, molecular function: long-chain-alcohol O-fatty-acyltransferase activity; diacylglycerol O-acyltransferase activity. NCBI's taxonomy places the organism in Eukaryota, Metazoa, Arthropoda, Insecta, Lepidoptera, Nymphalidae. The record is from RefSeq and is a predicted model, not a curated record. Gene Ontology annotation, biological process: triglyceride biosynthetic process.
UACCGAUUCUGUUCUGAUGCGUCACGACACGAUACAUCAUACAAAUAUAAAUCCGACUUUAAGCCUGGUGAAGUUAUCAGGGCGCCCUUCAAAUGAGGACAACUCCAAGUAAACCAGGACGGGUGGCAGCCCUAGAUAAGGGGAGCGAUACACGCGCAUAGAUGGACUGGCUGGGUCGCCCCGCCGGUCAUUUCGCUACGCCAUGCGGACUGCUGUAGUGUGACAUUUUGUGUCAUAACAACACUUGUGUUUGUUUGUUGUGUUAUGUUGUGCACUAUUUGUGUUUUUAUUUAAAACUCCGCUCACAUAAAUGUGUUACUUUGUUUUUAAUUACAAAACGAUUGGAUAUUUUUACUGUUGGAAGUGAAUGCGGUGGAGAUGAGACGUAGUGAGCUCGGGCUGCGCGCGCGGCUCCGGGACCAGCUCUACACGUACUGCGCCUUCUGCAUAGCUGUGUCGGCGCUGCCUGCCCUGGCCGUGUCUUACGUUGUGGUACGAAUCAGCAAACAUUUGUGGCUAAAGCUGUUAUCAAGCAGAUAUCCCAGUCUAGAGUUCAUCAGAACAGACACAGUUCGAUCUCUGCUAGACACACACAGAAACCAAGGCAUUAUCAAUGUGCUACUAUGUGUUAAAGGUGCGUUAGACAUCGAGGAGAUAAGAAAUGCGCUGACACAACAUGUAGUUGAUCGUCGAGAUGAAAGAGGACAGUUAACGUUUCCAAGAUUACGACAUUUGCUGGUGUCGAGUUGGGGAAACUAUGCGUGGGACGCCAAUAUACAAUUCAGACUCGAGAACCAUUUCAUCAUGGCCAACGGUGUUUACAGAGGUCGCCCUGUGUCUGAUAGUAAUAUACAGGACUAUGUCAGCGAAAUUAUAUCUAAAUAUUUCCCAAGCGACCAACCGCCAUGGCAGUAUAUAAUCAUACCAUGCGUCUCCAUUGAACCAAAGUAUUACAUUUUAGUUCGAGUCCACCACUUGCUUUUGACCGGUAAGAAGUCACUAAACAUCGGCGACUUCUUACUGAUACGUGACACGAAACCGAAUCGGAUAUACGAACAAACUGAACAUAUCCAGGAAAGCCCGUUGGCAAAGCUAUUUCCAAAUCCGUCAGCGAUACUGGAACUUUGGGACAAAAUGAACGAAAACUUAUCCAACAUUUGGAACGAGUUCAUAUUUGAAUAUGAUCCCACCGAAAGCACACAUUCAAUGAAGAGUUUGCCCGGGAUCUUCCACGUGGCAGGGAUUGUGUUGAUAUCAGCUGCCAACGCCAUGAGAGACGUCACUAAAAAACGAUCAGAAACGGAUUCUCAGAUAGUGAAAACGGCGAGCGUGUUUUUGGCUGCCAUUCAACGUGAAUGUAAAAGGAGAAAAUUAUCAGUUCCAAAGGUAUUAAUAUCACCCCUCGUAACAUUCGAUCCACGAAAGUGGCCAAGAAAAAUAUUUGAGGCAACAUACUCAACCGCCCGAAUGUUCAUCAAUUUACCGACAUGUAUAUGGGACGAGGUGAUAGCGCUCAAUGAACUACGAACGACCGGACAAGUGAGACACGUCAACACCCUGACGUGGAAAUACGGAGACAUUGGGCAGCUGUGGGUGAAGGCGACUGUAGAAGCAUUGCGAGGUCUGAUUGAAAUAUAUCGAGCACCUGCGAAUUUUUGGACGGACACCAUACAUGCAGAUGGUGGGAAGAGACACAUAUUGCAAACAGUAUCUUUGUCGGGGAGAAAGGUAGCAUCAUGGUCGCGGCCAGUGUCUCGAGCCAGUAUAGAACGUGCGGCGCGAGCUUUAGGGGUGUCAUCCACGGAUCUGGCGCUGUUCGCCGCCACCGAGUCUCUGCGACUGUUUUUCCAACACGCAGAGAGCGACACCCCUGAUUCCAUACUCAUCACAGCCAGAGCCGCCUCAGAGAGAUUCCUCUACACAUUCGCAGAGGGCAAUGGGAAAGACUAUAAGAAGUCACAAACAGGAGGGAUGGUCUGCCUAUCUCUUCCCGUAGGCGCUACCCCUCGGCGUAUAGCAGCAGUGGUAGAAGAUGCGUGCAAGCGACAAGGGCUGUUAGCAGCCGGCUGGGCGGCGCAGGCACGCUGCGGAGCUCUAACCAGAUCAGUUCCCUCGCCUCUAGCUAGACUGACGAUGAAUGUCUUGUCUCGGAAGUUCGCAGUUUCCUACGCAGAAAUAAACGCUCCCUUGGACACUACGGAGAGGAUGACUUUGUGGAAUAAGACUAUAGAUUACGUGGUUUAUUGGCGACCACCGCAAGCCAAUAUAAGUAUGUCACUGACAGUGAUCCAGUACGCAGACACCGUACGCCUAAGCGUAAUGGCCGACGCGCGUCUGACGCCCAUGCACACAGUCCCAGCCACGCGUUGGGCUGAUGUCAUUGACAACCUCGUCAACAAAAUCGACCAGGAAUUAGCUCGCAUUGCAGCACAAUCGCAGUCUCCCCUCCAACAAAUACCACGAAUCACUCAAACUGACAUAUCUACAGAGGAAGUUGAGGAAACCAGCCAAGAAAGCAUAAUGGAAGUCAGCACGCAACAGAGCUCUCUGAAACCGCCAAGCCCGGUUGCGUAUAGUCCGCCGCCUGAACGGAAGCAUGUUAUGGAAAAGUGAACUUUAUGUUUUAUUAGUGACUGACAAUGAUCGUAUAAAUAUAAUAUCCGCUCUACAUUCACGUGUGAAACAAGACUGUGGUUCAGUGUCAAGUUUUCUUUACGGCAUCGCGCCAGUUUGCGAUGUGUUCCCCAAUUUUUGUCGAGUUUUGCUCCACAACAAAAGGUUUGUGAUGUGAAACAUGCGCAAAAUUUUACGAGUGCAGAACAUGACAGAAUUUAUCGCGUUUCACACACGGAUGCGCCGUGAAUUCGCAUGCGAAUGUGGAGCGGCUUCAAUAUAUUGCAGGUGUGUGAAAACCCUAUAGAUUCUUACACAAGUUUGUUUCUUGUUUGCGCCAAUUUGGGUUAAUUUAGAUUCUCAAAAUGAUUGGUAUUUUAUUAGUUAGUCAUCCGCAUAAAUCUAUAUUAUAUAUUAUAUUAUCUAUACUAUAAUAUUAAAAAGAGGAAAGAUUUGAUUAUUUGCUUUGUUCGCAUUGAAUUGAGGCUCUGGAACUACUGAACCGAUUUGAAAAAUUCUUUCACUGUAGGGAAACUACACUCAGUGUUAUAGGCUAUAUUUUAUCUCCGUAUUCUUACGGGAUCAGGGCGAUCGAACAGGCCGCUCAAGAUCGUGAUGUUUGCAAAAGUGACUACAAGAGGAUUUCAUAAAAGCUGAAAGUAAGUUAUUAGAGUUUGGUCCGUUUUAUUUUUACAAGUUAGCAGGUUUUAAGAGAGUUGAAUCAAUCAUUCAAGUAUAAAGCACAUUUUGUUUUUAUUUUCCGAGUAAUUUAAGAAACUUCUGUUGAAAUCAAAAUGACGAGGUAAAACUUACAAUACCGAUUUAUAUAGUGACGCAUUAAAAUAGAACAAGAAUAUAAUUUUCUAUGAAGAAUUAGAAAAAUCCGGAGUUAUGAGUUCGUCUAAAAAGCUGUUACCUACAGAGCCUUGGGUACAUUAUUUUUUUUAACCUUAAGGUUCCAACUAUAUUUUUAAAUAAACAAAAAAUUCAAGGAUACGAUUAGACAUAUUUUAAUACAAUAACUUUCAACCAUUCUAUUAUUAUUAUUGGUGUUUUGAAAAUACUUUAGUGCAUUAAAAAUAGGUUCGUUUUCGUUACAUUAGAUUUCCGUUUCUUUGACGCCACUCAAACUGAUUCAGAUGACAGAAGCUAGUCGCAUUAAUUAUUUACCUUAACUCAUUGUUAGUUUUAUUUAUUCAGUUACGCGAUAUCUAGGUCUAUCUCCAUAGUUAAUUCCUCUAUGCUCCGGCCGGACCUUACCUAGCCGGCCGGAGCAUAGAGGAAUUAACUAUGGAGAUGCAUCGCACCCAAAUUUACCAGCAAAAUUAUUGUCUGUCGUUUUUUGAGGAGGACGAGGUAAACUCACACAUUAAAAAUAUUUAACACCAAUAAAUAUAUAUUGUUUCCGUACACUAUACACAACUUUAAAUCUCAUUCGCAAUGCACAUAAGUGUAAUUUUUACACACACUAACAAACACUCGCUUGGCCUCAUUAUACAGAAUAUUCGAUUACUUGAUGUUUUGCUGUUCCAGCUGAAGAAUCGACUAUUUUUAGACAUUGUUUUUAUUAUGAACUUAGUGGACGCCCGCGACUUUGUCAGCGUAGAAUUUAAUUUUUCACAAAUCCCUCGGGAAGUAUGGAUUUUUCCGGGAUAAAAAGUAGCAUAUGUGUUACUCCAGAGUAAAAUCCAUUUCCAUUCAAAUCAGCCGAAUCGCUUCAGAAGUAGCGGCUUUAAAGAGUAACAAACAUACAUCCAUACAAACUUUCGCGUUUAUAAUAUUAGUAGGAUUUGAUAUAAGUAAGUUAGAAAUACAUACUUACAAAUUAUACAUAACUUCAUCUUUUACUAAAGUAGAAGUUGUUAACCUUUUUUUAUGUCAUUGAGCUACACAAACCGGCAUUUUUAAGAGCUCUUUACACGACGAUAACUAUUAUAACAAUGAAAAAUCGAUUCUAUUGAAAUAGUUUUUAUAAAUGCCUUAGAUCAUUGAUCUUAUACUUUGACAGAGGGGUAGAGAGGCAGGUCCCCAUAUAAUUCGUCUGAGGGCUGUAGACGAAUGAGUUUCUGACGGUUCGAUAUCCAUAAGAUGUACGUAACUUAGUAUCCAUAAGAUGUACUUUGAAGAAGUAAAAAAGUAACAUUGAAAAAUAUAUUUUUUGAAAACAAGCCUCAUAAAAAUUUGUUUCAUACUAGAGAUUAUAGAAAAUAAGAGAUAAUAAGACUGCGUCAGAAACAUAAAACAAUCUUUCUGCGGCCGCUCUAAAAACAUUUCAUUUUUUUCAGUUGUUUGUAAAUAAUUAUGUGAUAAUAUGAAAUUAAUUUGUAGAAAAACAGCAUGUGAAAUUGGAGGAUUACUCUUGUACGAGUAUAGAAAUAAAUGAUUAUUCCAAA